GUGAAAUAUCUGUCCGAGCAGUUCGUCAUUCGACAAGUAUUUGGUGGUUUGAUUCGGAGUUUACCUUGCGUUUUACCUUCACUUCAGAUACUUUCGAUUUAGGGUGAAUUGUUAUGUCGGACACCGCUGAAAAUCGAGCCAACGGCGAGCUUCUAAACCCGGACGAGGACAGCACCAUGAACGCAGCUGCGGCGGAACUCAAGAAGUACAAGGCUCUCAUUGAGUCCGCGGACAUGGAAAGAUCCAGGCUGCUGUUGGAAAAAGCCGAAGCAGAAACUGAAAAGAAAAAAGCGGAGGCGGAACUUCAAAGCUUCAUGGACACUGAAGACAGCAUUACUGACCAGUAUAAUAAAGAUCUUCUAGAAGUACAGGAAGAGAAGAAAAGUGUUGAUCAAGUCAACCAGAAUCUGAAGAGAGAACUUCACGAUCUUCAGAAGAAGCUUCAGGUCAAGAGGGCCGAAAGUGAUUCUCUGCAACGCAAAUUCAAGAUAGAAGCCGAAAUCCCAGUGAAAACGGUGAAGUUUGCUCGUGUGCUGGAGAGAGAGGAGGGAGAGGAGGCCGACGAUCAGGUGGAGUCUGUGUUCACCGUCACACAAAGACCAUCGUUUGUGCUGAAGGGCGGCCAGGCUGUCAUCACGUUUGAGGAGGAGAAGGUGGCGGAGCAGAUCCUCAGACUGGCCAAGUGCUCGGUGACCUGUGACAAAUCCAAGAUGGACGUAAAGCCGUACUCUUUAACUCUGGAUCCCUCUGUGAAGUUUGAGGUUCAUAUCCAGGUUUCAAAGAAGAGCAUCAAGUUUUGUAACGCCCCGCCCACUUUACCUGAGGAGCGAAUGAGGGACCGGCUGGAGCUGUCGUUCUCCAGAGUGAGUCGUGGUGGAGGGGAAGUGGAUAAACUGGAGUACGACAAGCAUACGGGCACGGGCCGCGUCACUUUCCUCAACACAGGAGUUGCUGAGAAUCUGGUUCACAGAGGAAAGUUUUGUGUCGACACCGGCAGCGACGUGUUGGUCGACGUUCUUCCUCUGUACGAGUAUCAGCUCAGGAAAUUUCAAGUACGUACUCGGGGGGUCCCGAAUCGCACCGUGCUGCUGGGGGGAAUCCAGGCGCUGAUGGAUGAAGAAGAUCUUCAGGACCAUCUGGAGAUCCACUUCCAGAAGCCCAGCAACUACGGAGGAGAGGUGGAGAACAUUAAAUACGUUCCUGAUGGAACGCAGCUGACGGCUUUCUUCAGCGAGGACAUCACCGAAAAGGAACAGUGAUGACCAAUUUCCAAAACUAAAAAAAAAAAAAUCUGGUUUUACCUUAAGGCAGUGAUGCAUUAGUCAUAUUUACAUGCUGUUAUGUAUGUGGGAUUUUUCAGAUUUUCCCUCAGAUUAUAUAUUAUAGGCUGUAUCAAUCGUAUCUCAUCACCGUCUUCUGUAACAGUGUGACAAAAUUGGGCAUCAUAAAAUAUAAUUGAUUUAAGGAAGGUUGUGAAUCUUCAAAUGAGAAUCAGAUUUAUCUCUUGUCCAAUCUUAAACUGCUUGGAUCUUCAGUCUUAUGAAUGUAUUUCGAUGUACAGAUGCUGUAUUAAAAUAAAGUUUAUUCUAAUGUUGUCUGCA
Molecule: messenger RNA, 1601 nt
Organism: Labeo rohita (rohu)
Lineage: Eukaryota; Metazoa; Chordata; Actinopteri; Cypriniformes; Cyprinidae
Gene: nmi
Product: N-myc (and STAT) interactor
Exons: 9
Coding region: 114-1259 (381 amino acids)
Cellular component (GO): cytoplasm
Source: RefSeq, a predicted model, not a curated record